Messenger RNA from Penicillium macrosclerotiorum, 621 nucleotides. RefSeq names its product mitochondrial 54S ribosomal protein mL49. Gene Ontology annotation, biological process: translation. Gene Ontology annotation, molecular function: structural constituent of ribosome. Gene Ontology annotation, cellular component: mitochondrial large ribosomal subunit; ribosome. The transcript is spliced from 3 exons. Lineage: Eukaryota; Fungi; Ascomycota; Eurotiomycetes; Eurotiales; Aspergillaceae. The record is from RefSeq and is a predicted model, not a curated record. The coding region runs from base 1 to 621 and encodes 206 amino acids.
AUGGCGUCUCUUCGACAGUCGGCCUCGGCUGCCUCGGUCGUGUGCAAACAGACUGCCAACUGCCGCCUGGCGUCGUCCGUGGCUUCCGUGCAGAUGCGGAGUCCGCUUUCUUCGUUAUCUUCCGUCUCACAUCGUGCACUCUGUAAGUUUGAGUCUUGCUUUCAUUUCCCCUCUGUUGCUCCUCGCUCUCUAUUCUCUCUGCGCCCUAGCUCCUCCCAGAUUACUCUCUCCAGUCGCCAAACCCGCACGUUCCUGACACAACUGCGCCGUCAAGCACAAGCUCUGAAAGAGCAACCCAUCUCAUCCUCCACACCCUUGCCCAAGCAGGCUAAACAACCUCAGUCGGCGCUUCAACUGAAUAAUCUCCCAUACUUUGUUCGCCGCACUGGUUCCAACCAGCUGCCUGUCUACCUUGUUACAAAAGCAGGUGGAACCAAGCAGCUCACCAAGAUUCAGAAGACAGAGGGAGAUUUGGAUGCUCUGCGCAGUGACCUGGCUCUUACCCUCGGAAUUGACACACGGAGUCCCGAUGUUUCUAUUAACAGGCUGAACGGGCAUAUCAUUGUCAAGGGCUGGCGGAAACCUGAGAUUGUAAAAUUUCUCCAGGAACGCAACUUUUAA